Penaeus vannamei (Pacific white shrimp) is the source of this 2625-nucleotide messenger RNA. The record is from RefSeq and is a predicted model, not a curated record. NCBI's taxonomy places the organism in Eukaryota, Metazoa, Arthropoda, Malacostraca, Decapoda, Penaeidae.
AUGCCUCGUGCUAAGGUUCGACCCCCCGCUGACGUCACCACCGCCCCCUCGACCACCGGCGGCCUCGACAAACACGAUGACCUCAAUUAUCUCCCUAAACAGAGGCAUCUGAAGGUCUCCGCCAACCGCACCGAGGUCAUGGUGAGGAACCUGUCCCCGCUGACCUGGUACGAGGUGUCCGUCAUCUCCCAGAACCGCCACGGGUCCUCGCUCGUGCCCUACAGCCUGCGCGCCCUCACCAAAGCUCAGGAAGCGAACAAGACAGAGAUCGUUAACCCCGAAUUGCCCGAUAUCAUUGGAUGUUGCAAUGAGAAAGGAGUCAAGCAUUACAGAUGUACACAGAACCUGUGUGACCCGAACACCCGUUACAUCAGAACCGACAUGAUUGUGUGCGCGCCGUGGGCUGCCGAGACCUUCUCCUGCCUCGCCAACGACGUCGACCACUCCGACUGCUGCUUGGAGAGGGGGCUGCCUCCCCUCUGCGUCGAACUCUGCUCAGGAAAUGUCACGAAGAUCGACUACAAGUAUUUCAAGUGCGUCGACUACUUCACGGACUACCGCAGCUGCCUCAUGCGGGGCUACGACGUGCUCCCCGGCCCGCCCACGGCCAUCAGCGUCACCAACGUCAAGCCGACCUUCGCUCUGCUCCACUGGAGGCCGUCGGAGCUCCACGCCGCCUCCAUCAGCGCCUACCACGCGUUCUUCCGGCCCAUCCAGGCGGGCCGCGGCUGCAAGAGCGACUGGUUCAUGGAUAACAUAGAGCUGGCCUACCGAGGCGUCUACACGGACAGUCCCCCGUACGUGCUGGAACACCUUUGUCCAGAGACCCAGUACGAGGUGUACGUGCAGGCAGUCAACACGUACGGCACGAGCGACUCGUCCGCGCGAGUGCUGUUCCGGACGCCGUCGCUGCAGCAGGAGAAGCGGCUGGAGGACAACACCUACAACAUCACCAAGUGUUGCGAGAACGUCAACAUCAGCCCCGGGUGCAUGCCGCUCUGCGACUACAACGCCCGCAUGACGCACGUGCGCGCCCUCGCCUCCAUCUGCGCCGGCGAGAUGAGCAGCCUCCUGCGCUGCGGAGUCGGCGGCCGCAACCACCGGCCCUGCUGCAGGCGGCGCGGCGUCCCCACCUCCUGCCUCAGCGUGUGCUCCGGUUCCUUUACCUCCGACCGCGCCACGCCCGCGCUCUGCAUGCCCUACAUCGGCAACAUCAUGAUGUGCCUCGAGGAAGGCGUGGGUGUCCUGCCCGGCCCCGUGACGGACCUACACGCUACCAAGGUGACGAACGGCUCUGUCACCCUGGUGUGGCAGCCUCCCAAAGAGAACGUGACGGUCGGCGCCUACCAGAUCCAGUACCAGAGUGUGGACAAGCACUCUGCCUCCAAGGUCAUCUUUAACCUGAAUAACACAAUCAACGUGACCAACACAGCAGUAACACUGACCAACCUCACGGCUGGCAAACUCUACAACAUCUUCGUGAUCUCGCUGAAUGAGGAGGGGAAGUCGCUGCCCUCGUCCGUGCUCACCAUCAACGCCACCGACGGCGCGCAUUCGGAGGGCGUCGUGGUGGGCGUCCCGUCGGCGCCGCACAGCCUCGUGCUCGACAGCAAGACGGCCACUUCGCUCACGAUCGUCUGGCAGCCGCCGGAGCUCGCGCAUCCCACGGACAGCUUCACGUACAAGUUGCAUUUCCGUGCCCUGGGUUCUCCUGACGAAGCCGACAUCUACAAUACAACGGUGACGGGCGCGACUGCCAGACGCCUCGAGGACCUCACACCCAACACGCAGUACGUCCUUUACGUCACAGCCAUGAACAAAUUCGGGGACAGUAGGCCUUCCGAGACGCUCCUGGCCUGGACGGACCCGGCGUAUCCUGCCUUCGUAGAGACUCCGACCGUUCAUCCUAUCAACCUGAUCGUGGAAGGCGGCACCAUGACUGUCUUGUGCAUUGCCAUGGGUUCUCCUCCUCCCACCGUGUCCCUCUAUAUCUCCGGGGUAUUAAUUCACCAGGAUGUGACGCGCCACAUGGUGACUGUGGUGCACAAUGUGACGCGCGACAUGACAGAGAUCUCUUGUUACGCCGACAAUGGCUACGGGACUCCGAUGCAGACAUCCAGAACCAUCACGAUCUCACGUCGUCCCCAAGUGACAGCCCAGGCGACGGUGCAGGUUGUCGCAGGUCGUUCAGUCACAUUAGAGUGCACGGUGGAUGCUUGGCCUGUGCCCUCACUCGUGUGGUGGAGAGAUCCUGACGGGAGGGUGCCUGUCAUCCACGGUGGAAACUACGCAAUUAACAAAAUAGACGACUUUAAGGGCGAGGGCACGUACCUCAUGCAGCUCACCAUCCGAUCCUUCAACCAGUCCGAGGGAGACAGCUAUUACUGCCACGCCAGCAACGCUUUCGGCACCUUCACGCAGACCAUUAAGCUCGAAAUGGCGAAACCCCUCAAUAUUCAGAUUGAAGUGUCCGAGUGCUGUCGGGUGAGCAAUGUGUCCGACACCUGCAUGGACGCCUGUUCCUUCGACGAGCUUGACUUCGACCGCGUCAUGAACCGAGAGGAGUGCAUCCCCGACUUCGGGAAACUCAUGAAAUGUGCCGCAGACGGCUCCGACACAAAAUAA